UGUCUCCAUAACCUAUAGUUGAAGAAAUAGUGGUUCAAAAUUAAAGAGAAGAAAGAAGAGUAAAAAAGGUGUGAAACUAUAUCAUAUCAAGAGAGAAAUGGGGUCAUCGGCGUCGGAAGAAGAGAUGAUGGUGAGACUAUUAAAAGGAGGAGAUCAAGUGGCGGCCGCCGUGAACGCCGCCGCAAUAACCACCAAUUUGAUUUGUUUGCCUGAAAACAACAACAAGAACAAUAUUAUUAGUGUUGUUCAACAAUCCUUAAAACCCCUUUUCUUCACUACUACUCACCACCACCACCAACAACAAGAACAACAAUCCCUUUUCCCUUUUUGCUUUCCCUCAACCACCACUACCUCCCAUCUCCUCCCAUCCUCUCCUUCAUCUCUCUGGGAUGAGAGGGGGGUGAGCUUUAUGAGAGGGAGAAAUGCGAUUGGAAAUUAUGGCGGCGAGGAUGAUCACAACAACGAAAAUGACGGGAAGCCUCGGUUGAGGGUGUCAACGAUGAAGAUGAAAAGGAUAAAAGGUAGGAAGAAAGUGAGAGAGCCAAGGUUCAGCUUUAAAACGAUGACGGACGUGGAUGUUCUUGACGAUGGUUACAAAUGGAGAAAGUAUGGCCAAAAGGUUGUUAAGAACACCCUCCAUCCAAGGAGUUACUAUCGUUGCACGGAAGAGAAUUGUAAGGUAAAAAAGAGAGUAGAAAGGUUAGCGGAUGAUCCAAGAAUGGUGAUAACAACAUAUGAAGGAAGACAUGCUCAUUCGCCUUCGGAUCAUAAUUUAGAAGAUUCUUUCAUGGGUCACUUACCUUCUUCCCACCUCACCAAUUUCUUCUGCUAGAAUUAAUCAUAUAUAUAUGCUUUGGGUUUUCUACAAUAAUAUAAGAUCAAUAUUGUGUUUCAACUUUAUGAUGAUGAAUUUUCAUUGUAAAUUAAGCUUUCGAAUGAGAGUGAUUAGGUACAUAAUUAAUAUAUACUAUUAAGUAUAUGUUUGAAUGAAUGAUCAAUUAACGUUG
This is a messenger RNA of Cucumis sativus (cucumber), 1007 nucleotides long. RefSeq names its product probable WRKY transcription factor 13-like (gene WRKY43). The coding region runs from base 98 to 832 and encodes 244 amino acids. Gene Ontology annotation, molecular function: sequence-specific DNA binding; DNA-binding transcription factor activity. The transcript is spliced from 3 exons. Gene Ontology annotation, biological process: regulation of DNA-templated transcription. The record is from RefSeq and is marked validated. NCBI's taxonomy places the organism in Eukaryota, Viridiplantae, Streptophyta, Magnoliopsida, Cucurbitales, Cucurbitaceae.